Triticum dicoccoides is the source of this 2592-nucleotide messenger RNA. Its product is annotated as REF/SRPP-like protein OsI_017815. The transcript has 3 exons. Bases 196 to 732 code for a protein of 178 amino acids. The record is from RefSeq and is a predicted model, not a curated record. NCBI's taxonomy places the organism in Eukaryota, Viridiplantae, Streptophyta, Magnoliopsida, Poales, Poaceae.
CACCUCCGAUCCCAUCCCUCCAAAACCCUAACCCACACCCACACUCCUCCUUCCUCGGCUCCUCGCCGCCGCCACCUCCUCCCCGUCGCGCAGCGGCGCCCACCGCGUCACCUGCCAGCCGCCCUCGCGGGUGGCUGCGUCCACGGCGACGACGGAGGACACGGUCGGUCGUCUCCCUAUCCGCCUCUCUCCCUAAUGCCAUACCCAAUCCACCGCCAUCCUCUUCCCAGUGACCUCCAACCUCAUCGCCGGCAGCCCCUCCCCUUUCCUCCUAGAUCGACUCGAGCUGCUCAUGUCGUGGCCAGAUCUGGUAGGAACUCCCUCCCUCCCACCUCGUUCUGCAUCCCGGUAGUGAUGGCGCAGUCCGGCAACAGCGACGCCACUCCGAUCAGCACCCAGCCCGCGGCGGAGGAGGUGACGGUGGAGAGGACGCCCGAUGAGGAGGCGGCCAGGCUGAGGCACCUCGAGUUCGUGCAGCAGGCGGCGGCACAGGCGGUCGUGCUGGCGGCCACGGCCUAUGCCUACGCCAAGCAGGGCGCCGGCCCACUCCUCCCUGGCGUCGACCACGUCGAGGGGACGGUCAAGGCCGUCGUCGGCCCCGUCUACGACCGCUACCACGCCAUGCCGCUCGAUCUCCUCAAGUUCCUCGACCGCAAGGAAGAAGCUGCUGCUGCAGGUUUAUGGCACUUGCAGGGACAACACAAAUUCCAUCUUUUUUUUUCUUUGUUUUGAUUGAUGUGCAUUCAUUACCAAUUCCUGAGGAUGAUUUGUGUUCCUCAUGGCGAUUAGUCUCGGACGCUACAAGCUAUUCUCUGUUGUGUGGUAUAUCCUGAUUGGUGGCAUUCUAUGUGCCAACUUAUCCUGGAAAUGACACAUACAUUCAUAUGCAGUCCUCUGUUAUUUUUCUUUUCUCUGUGUUAAAUGAUCUAAAUGUUCGAACCAAAUGAUCUCAUAGUUUGAAUGCACCAUCGUUUUGCAUAACCUCGGUACAUUUACAUGCACACGCAUACACAUUUGACUGCUGAGUGUUUGAAUUAUUAGAAUGUGGGGGUUGGUCUGCUUAUUCCCAUGUUCUUAAGUUUUGUGUAUUUAGACUGUAACUCUUAAGAUAUCAUUGUAGCUGUAAGUAGACUGCAAGUUACCAGCUGAGUUUUGCUCCGUUGCACAGCAGUAAAUGCCUCUGCAAACAUGAUACUAUAUAUUUGCAUGUCAUAGUCAGCAGUUAGCGUGUGAAAAUGAAGUGAACCAUCAGCUAUGUUAUAUCUGUAGCUCGGCUCCGCACAUGUUUUUGUUUUGUUCUCAGUCUAAUUGUGGUGUGCCUUUGUGAAUUAAUCCAGUAGAUGCUUGAAAAUGAAUUAAUCCAGCUGAGUUUACUGUAGUAUUUUGGUAUGCACUCCUGAACAAGUUAAUGCUGUAUUUUGGUAUGUACUGAUGUACAUGUUUAAUGUGGUGUUUUGGUAUGUACUGCUGAGUUCAUAACCAUUUUGUUUUACAACAUGCAGAUGAUUUCCUUCAUUCAUGUUUCAACGUGAGCUCUAGGUCGAAGUUGCAAGAAGCAAGGAUUCAGGAUCUAGGCAUGCAUGCAUGCUCUCUUAGCCCUGCUUCUGCUCUUUAGGAGAUGUGAAUUUCUGGGAUUUUUGAUGUACUCCCAGCAUUUAUCUUUUCUCUUAUCUCUUUGUUGUUUAGCUAGAACCGUAAAUCCUGAUGCAUGAUGAUCAUGGUUUGUUUUUGUAGAUCUAUUAUGAUGGCGCUUAAAAUUUUACAUGCCUGGAUUUUGAUUGAACUUGUUCUUGUAGGUCUUUCCACUUCUAUGGCCAGUUUAGUUAGAGUUGCACAUGUCAUAACACUAUAUACCAAUAACUCCCAGCUAGUGAGAAAUUUUUUGUCACUCCAUUAACACAUACUGGUUAGUGUUAGUCAUACUAUUUAUGUACAUGGAAUUUGUUGUCAAUUUUGUUAGAAUGCAACCUUUUGGUAAUUCUGGACUUUUCUUUUGUGGUAAUGUAAUGAUGUUACAUGUUUGCUGAUUGUCGUAUAUGGAAAAGACGAAUCCUAUUGUUUUCUUUUUGAUGUACACACAUGCUGAUGGUUGACACUCAUGAACAGCAAGCAACCAUUCUAGUUACUAUCUAGGUGUUCAGAGAUUGUUGUAUUAUUUACGUUCUUUUUACUCCUAGAGUUAUUGUUCACAUUGCCUGUUUUUCUUGGUGCGUACAUGUAUCUCAAGCAUUGUACUUCUGUGUUUUCUUAGGCGGAUAGUGGACAGAUCUACUUUGCUGCUUUGCUGCUUACGGUAGUGUUGCCAUUGCAUUUGUUUGGUUCUGGCCUCAGCAGCAGUAUACUAAUGCUUCAAGAUUUAUUUAUUUUUCUGUUCAUUAUACUAAUGCCUCAGCAACAGUAUACUAAUGAUUGAUAUUCAAUUUUCUGCUUACGUUAGUGUUGCUACCGUUAUUCAUGCCCUCAUGCUUCAGGAUCGACUCCUAGCUGCUUGUGUAUCUGUUUAUUAUUCUGUUCACUAUUCUUUUCCUAGUUGUUCUUUGUUGGAAGAUAUUGCUUUCAUUGACAGCCAUGAUAAUGAUAAUUUCCUCUCUU